Helobdella robusta is the source of this 495-nucleotide messenger RNA. RefSeq lists its product as hypothetical. The transcript has 4 exons. The record is from RefSeq and is a predicted model, not a curated record. Bases 1 to 495 code for a protein of 164 amino acids. Lineage: Eukaryota; Metazoa; Annelida; Clitellata; Rhynchobdellida; Glossiphoniidae.
AUGGCAGAUGAUAGUGAUGCGGCUGACAACUGGGAGGCUCUGGAUGAUCAUACGGAACUAAAUAAGCAGUUAGAAAAAUUAGUAAGCAAAGUUGAGGAGCAGAAAAUAAAUAAUGCAUUUGAUCAAUCUUCCUUCUCUUCCACCACGGCAACAAUCUUGACAACGAACAAACCAGCCAUCCGAAUUCUUAGAAGAGAUACAACUCAGAGUCAGUCUACGCCAUCAUUAAAGUCUAUGGUUGCCAGCAAGCCUGUUCGUACAAUUGAAGAAAGAGAAGCCGCAUAUGCAAAGGCGAGAUUGAGGAUCAUGGGGUCAGCUGAUGACACCUACCCCUCCGAUGGUCUUGAAGGAUCAGCAGUCAAUUCAUCUGGCACAACCCUGGCAUCCAAUAAAAAUUGUAUCAAAAACACCUGUACAAAUACUAAACCGUUGUCGUCGUCAUCAUCAUCCACGUCUGUUAAUUCUAAAAAACAAAAUCCUAAUUUGCUGAGGUAA